AUGGAUAACGGCGAGUCGAAAUCAGAUCGUGACCAGCGAGUCGCCCGACUCUGGGCCCGUCUAGACACCAAGGGAGAAGGUCAUCUUGAUUUCAAUGGUUUAAAAAAGGGGUUCAAAAAGAUUGAUCACCCUCUCAAGAAUGCGGACAGCAUGCUGCGCAGCAUUAUCGACGCGGUCGACACCAAUGGAGAUGGAUAUAUAGAUUAUCCUGAAUUCCGCGCAUUUGUCGACCACACUGAGGUCGGAUUAUGGCAACUUUUCGAGAGCAUCGACCACAAUCACAACGGAGAAAUCGAUAAGAACGAACUGAAAACCGCCUUUGCGAAUUCUGGGGUAACGGUGUCCAACGCCAAGUUAGAGGAGUUCUUUGCGGAGGUCGACAGGAACAAGGAUGGCGUCAUCUCUUAUGCGGAGUGGAGGGAUUUCCUGCUCUUCCUCCCCGCCUACUCGUCUUCCAACCUACGUUCCGUCCUGUCAUACUACACGGCCACGGGCAAUCUAAACCCGGAAGGAGAUGUCCACAUCAAUGAUCUGCAGGGUUUAGGUACAGACCUCUCGUUUCUUAGAUGUUAUAUCUUGGCCUUGAAAAACCUCCUGCACCAGAUCUCCCCAGUGCACCUUUUGACCAGCCUUCUCCCAUCAGCCUAUGCGGAGACCGGCGGAGUACCAGAGCCCGGAUUCGCUUUUGAGACUGCUUCCGUACCGUUGGAUGGUGAUCCGGAGCUGGAGUGGCUGCCUAUACCCAGGACCGUCGCCAUGUGGAUGUCCUUCCGAUAUUAUGAACAGAAGAUAACCGAGAACACUCCUCAAUUAGGUUACUUCCUCGCGGGCGGAGUCGCAGGAGCCGUGUCUCGGACAGCCACUGCCCCUCUAGAUCGGCUUAAAGUGUACCUCAUCGCCCAGACCGGCGUGAAGCAGUCAGCAGUCCGCGCGGCAAAGGAUGGGGCUCCGCUGCGUGCAGCGGGAAAGGCGUCCAAAACACUCGCCGAGGCCGUGAAAGAACUAUGGCGUGCAGGAGGUCUUCGGAGUCUGUUUGCAGGAAACGGCUUGAAUGUCGUCAAGGUUAUGCCCGAAUCAGCCAUUAAGUUUGGCGCCUAUGAGUCGGCCAAACGCGCGUUUGCCCGCCUUGAAGGUCACAAUGAUACAAAGCAACUUAGACCGACUUCACAGUUCCUGUCCGGCGGCUGUGGUGGAAUGGUGGCACAGUGCUUUGUGUACCCUCUCGAUACCCUCAAAUUCCGGAUGCAAUGUUCAACCGUUGAAGGUGGUCCGCGAGGCAACCAGCUUAUUGCAGCUACGGCCAAGAAGGUCUGGAACAAGCAUGGAAUCCUCGGCUUCUUCCGCGGCUUGCCCCUUGGUCUUGUGGGGAUGUUUCCCUAUGCUGCCAUUGAUUUGACGACAUUCGAGUACAUGAAGCGGGGCUUGCUGGCUCGCAAGGCUCGGCUACACAACUGCCAUGAGGACGACGUCCCGCUCAACAACUUCACAACCGGUGCGAUUGGCGCCACGAGUGGAGGCUUUAGCGCUUCCAUGGUCUACCCAUUGAACGUGCUUCGAACGAGGUUGCAAGCUCAAGGCACUAUUCUCCAUCCCACGACAUAUACCGGCAUCCUUGACGUCGCCCGCAAAACCAUCCAGGCAGAAGGUUUCCGCGGUCUCUACAAAGGACUUACACCCAAUCUCCUCAAGGUCGCACCUGCUGUUUCGAUUAGCUACGUCGUCUACGAAAACGCCAAGCGAGCUCUCGGGUUGAGAUAA
This is a messenger RNA of Aspergillus homomorphus CBS 101889, 1758 nucleotides long. Its product is annotated as calcium-binding mitochondrial carrier protein. The coding region runs from base 1 to 1758 and encodes 585 amino acids. Gene Ontology annotation, biological process: transmembrane transport. Gene Ontology annotation, molecular function: calcium ion binding; ATP transmembrane transporter activity. The transcript is spliced from 8 exons. Lineage: Eukaryota; Fungi; Ascomycota; Eurotiomycetes; Eurotiales; Aspergillaceae. The record is from RefSeq and is a predicted model, not a curated record.